Anoplophora glabripennis (Asian longhorned beetle) is the source of this 2479-nucleotide messenger RNA. Its product is annotated as early nodulin-75-like. The transcript is spliced from 5 exons. NCBI's taxonomy places the organism in Eukaryota, Metazoa, Arthropoda, Insecta, Coleoptera, Cerambycidae. Bases 118 to 2418 code for a protein of 766 amino acids. The record is from RefSeq and is a predicted model, not a curated record.
CUGGCAAGAGAUGUUACUUCUUGAAGCUUCACUGGGUUUACAGCCAACAAUAAUGAGAUAGUUAUCUAAGUAACUAGUAUGGUAACUAGUUCUUGUGUUUAGUGUUUUACGCUGUUGAUGAUGGUGAAUAGUUCAAUCGUUUUUAAUAUUUUUCUACUUGUAACAGUUCAUGUCACAGAAUGUGGAAGGUACGCCGGAGGCCGGGCAAGCAUAUCCAGUUCUCGAUCGUCAUACAAGCCUCCAGCAAUUCACCAUACUUCUAUAAUAUCACGUCCGACGUAUCACGUCUCUUAUAAACCAUCGCCUGGUUUUACUAACGCGAGAGGAAAUGUGAGACGUCCAGGUUCUGUAGGUCGUGCUAAUCCAUUUAAACCUAUUGGACCCCCACCGCGAUCCGACUCAGACACUAGGGAAACGGAAAAACGUAUCGAUUUUGCCACGAACCAUCAGCCACCCAAACGUGGGUUUCAUUUGGGCAAUGGACCACUAAGUUCUCCUCUGGAUAAAAAGCCACCACCAUAUAGUUCAGGGAAUAUUGGAAAAGUAAGACCCCUUGGAUUAGCCGCAGGCCAUGAAACACCAAGACUCAGCCCUCUGGACAAAAAACCACCACCAUUUAGUCCAGGAAGUUAUGUAAGAAAUCGUCCCCCACAAUCCAUCAACACAGGGAACGCACCACCACCCAUAAAUUAUAAUGCCACAGGAGACAAACCACUUCCGCAUUCCAACUCAUCAGAAGAAAAACCACUCCCUCAUUUCCAUUACCCAGGAGAAAAACCAGUCCCACAAUACAAUUCCACAAGAGAAAAACCGAUCGUACGUUUCAACUCUACUAGGGAAAAACUAGUGCCAUAUGACUACUCCGCAGGAGAUAAACCAGCACCACAUUACAACUCAGCAGGAAAUAAACCAGUUCCGCAUAUCAAUUCCACAGGAGAAAACUCCUCAGGACAAAAACCACUCCCACAUUUCAAUUCCACAGAAGAAAAACCACACCUUAAUUUUAAUUCCACAGGAGAAAAACCACUCCCACAUUUCAAUUCCACAAGAGAAAAGCCACUCUCUAAUUUCAAUUCCACAGAAGAAAAACCACACUUUAAUUUUAAUUCCACAAGAGAAAAAUCAGUCCCACAUUUCAAUUCCACAGAAGAAAAACCACAUCUUAAUUUUAAUUCCACAGGAGGAAAACCACUUCUACAUUUCAAUUCCACAGGAGAAAAGCCACUAUCUAAUUUCAAUUCCACAGAAGAAAAACCACACCUUAAUUUCAAUUCCACAGGAGAAAAACCACUUCCACAUUUCAGUUCCACAGGAGAAAAGCCACUUCCACAUUUCAAUUCCACGAAAGAAAAACCACUCCCGCAUCACAACACCUCAGGAGAAAAAACACUCCCACAUUUCAAUUCAACAGGAGAAAAGCUACUCCCACAUUACAAUUCCGCCGUAGACGAAUCGCCCCUAUCGUACAGUUCCAUGGGCCUUCCCCAAAGUCCAACAGCAUAUGGACCAUCUCUACCUUAUACCCCCGACAACUAUCAUCACCAAGUAGGAUCUCAUUCCCAAAGAAGUGGAGUCACAGUUAUUAACAACAAUAUAAAUAAUCACUACGGUGGUGAUGACGGAGGGCAAAGAGCAUACACCACCCAUGACACCGACAAAACAGCCCUAGGAUUCUUCUUGGGCCACUCGCUGGCGAAAGUGACUAUCCCCAGUCUCCACUAUCACAAUAGUUACUACGAUGGGUAUGGCUACACCCCGAGGUACGAUCACUAUACCGUCCAUCAUUACUAUCACAACGGAGAUACGGUUCAAAAAGAAGCCACCAUCGAGCCCAAUGCGAUCGUCGCUUGUGCUGCAGACAGCGGCACUUUCUGUCCGGCGAAUACAACGUCCCUCUGCACCAAUAACGGAACUGUGAUGUGCGUUGCAAGUGUUACUGCCACAGUCCCUUGUACCAAUGAGAAACAAACAAACUGCGUAACGAGUAGCAUACCAUGCAAAGACAACAACAGUACUGAAUGCAAGCGGUCUUCUGGGAGUACAGCUUCUAUCACAAUACCUUGCAUUUCUACGGCCAAAGUUUAUGGAAGCAUUAGUUUUGUGAACAACAGCAUCGUUAUUUCUAAUGCGACUGCUAGUAAUAAAACUAUAUCAAAUACUACUACAAAUGUGACUUCUGUGGACUUAGUUUCAAAUAAUACUAACUCUAUAGCUACAAAUACUACAAAUUCUCCACUAUCGACGAAUACAACCGUUGUAGCAAAUAAAAACAACGCAGAGAAAGGCCCACCACAGAUGUUCUGUGUAACUAUUCUGGCUCUGCCAGCGGAAAGAAAAUUAACCGAGGGGGAAAAACUAUUUAGUCAAACCAAAGAAGUUUUCGCUUCAUUCGCUGUUAAUGCGUUGGGGAUAGAUUGAAACAAGUGUAUAUACUUUUUUUAUAUUGUUUUUAAGUUUUAAAAAUACAUUUUGCAGGUGA